Papaver somniferum (opium poppy) is the source of this 878-nucleotide messenger RNA. RefSeq lists its product as uncharacterized. The coding region runs from base 366 to 740 and encodes 124 amino acids. The transcript is spliced from 3 exons. NCBI's taxonomy places the organism in Eukaryota, Viridiplantae, Streptophyta, Magnoliopsida, Ranunculales, Papaveraceae. The record is from RefSeq and is a predicted model, not a curated record.
AUAUUCGAUUAUGUUCUCAUCAUUAAGCAAAUGUAUAGUAGCAUGAGAGAUAUCUUAGAUUUGAGGCACAUGUCAUGAAAUUUUCUUGAUUUAGCCAAUCCAUGGGUUUGGCACAAGUCAGUAGAGAUUCUUAGUCUUCCCUGUAUAGCCUGGUUAUUUUUGUAGAAGUUGUUUACCAGAGGUUUAUUGUUGGUCUUCUGCAAUUAAUAUGGCAUCAUACCAUGGCAGUAGUAGCUAGGUUGAGACACAGGCCCAAACAACGGAUCCACAAACAUUGAGGUAAACCAAAGAGAAUCGAAAGAAACAGUCAUGGUACAACAGCGAAAUUUCUCGUGGCAAUCCAAAGAGUUGAUGCGUCGUGUUACAUGCUCUGCCAAACUCGGAAUUUUAUUAGGCUCAUCGCGCGCGUCAGAGACCGAAGGGAGGAGCUUGAAGAUAUCUUUGGUGGUGAUGGUGGAUCUCUACUGUGGUGGAAGAUAUCAAAUAUCUUGAUUUACAAUGAGAAGACAGCUAAUUCAUUGUUGCUAGGGAAUAUGGAUAAGGGUCUGAUAUGGGAAACAGCCAAGGACUUGGCGAGGAAUAGAGGACGAGUCCUCUCUCUAUACCAUCAGAUAUUAAGAAGCCUCAACUCCCGAAAACUUCUCAUGAACUUAGCAGCAAAGAUUGGCCAAGAAAGCAGAGGCUCGUGCUAUCUUCAUGCUAGGCGCAGAAGAGGAAUCCCAAUCCCUUCACAACAUUGAGGACCUUAUUGAUGCUGGAGAGUACGCUCUUUCCCUCUUAAGAAAAGGGGAAAUUUGCAUUGUCCUUCAAAUUUCGUCUGUUUAUGUCAAGUGCUGUAGAAGAAAACCAUAAGAGGAAAUGUGGUUUUUUUUUUUUAU